Castor canadensis (American beaver) is the source of this 1476-nucleotide messenger RNA. NCBI's taxonomy places the organism in Eukaryota, Metazoa, Chordata, Mammalia, Rodentia, Castoridae. The record is from RefSeq and is a predicted model, not a curated record.
AUGGUUCAAGCGGUAAGUCAGACAUGUGCAUUCACAGAAUCUGUUUUGGAAGAGAUGGUUUAUUUGAACUUGGUGGAACCCAAGGACGUAAUUGCAGCUCCCCCCACAGUGCGUAUCGUGCACUCAGGCGUGGCCUGUAAUAUUGAAGAAGAGCGCUACUCUGAAAGGGUCUACACUAUUCGGGAAGGAGAAACCCUAGAAUUGACCUGCCUGGUUACUGGACACCCACGUCCACAGAUCAGGUGGACCAAAACAGCAGGAAGUGCCUCUGACAGAUUCCAAGACUCAAGUGUCUUCAAUGAGACUUUGAGGAUUACAAAUAUUCAACGACACCAAGGAGGCCGGUAUUACUGUAAAGCAGAAAAUGGAUUGGGGUCCCCGGCAAUAAAGUCAAUCAGAGUGGAUGUGUACUAUUUGGAUGAUCCAGUUGUAACUGUUCAUCAAAGUAUAGGUGAAGCUAAAGAACAAUUUUACUAUGAGAGAACUGUGUUCCUACGGUGUGUUGCCAAUUCAAAUCCACCUGUUCGGUACAGCUGGAGACGUGGUCAGGAGGUAUUAUUACAAGGAUCUGAUAAAGGAGUUGAAAUUUAUGAGCCCUUCUUUACCCAGGGUGAAACAAAGAUCUUAAAACUAAAGAAUCUUCGACCUCAGGACUAUGCUAAUUAUAGCUGCAUUGCUUCGGUGAGGAAUGUGUGUAAUAUUCCAGAUAAGAUGGUGUCAUUUAGGCUUUCCAAUAAAACAGCAUCUCCGUCAAUUAAACUCUUGGUGGAUGAUCCUAUAGUUGUAAAUCCUGGAGAGGCCAUAACAUUAGUGUGUGUUACAACAGGAGGAGAGCCUGCACCCUCUCUCACCUGGGUCAGGUCCUUUGGGACUCUGCCUGAAAAGACUAUUUUGAAUGGAGGAACUUUGACCAUUCCUGCCAUCACCUCAGAUGAUGCUGGUACUUACAGCUGCAUUGCCAAUAAUAAUGUGGGAAACCCUGCAAAAAAGUCCACCAACAUCAUUGUGAGAGCAUUAAAAAAAGGACGAUUUUGGAUCACCCCUGAUCCUUAUCACAAAGAUGACAACAUCCAGAUUGGGCGUGAGGUGAAAAUAUCUUGCCAAGUAGAAGCUGUUCCUUCUGAGGAGUUAACAUUUAGUUGGUUUAAAAAUGGCCGUCCAUUGAGAAGUUCUGAGCGGAUGGUGAUUACACAGACUGACCCUGAUGUCUCUCCUGGAACAACGAACUUGGAUAUCAUUGAUUUAAAAUUCACGGAUUUUGGGACAUACACAUGUGUAGCCUCUCUGAAAGGAGGAGGAAUAUCUGAUAUCAGUAUUGAUGUUAAUAUUUCCAGCAGCACAGCUGAACCACUGAAGCCCAUUGGUUGCUGGAAAAUUAAGAUUUCAGAGGUUACCGGGAGCGUGAAAAAGAGUGAUUUUGGCGCAGGCAUCAUGACCAUGGUUUACCAAGCAAGGAGUCUUGCUGCUGGGCACUGA